AUGGAUGAAAGUACAGACGUGUCGGAUACAGCACAGCUACUCAUAUUUGUUCGCGGCAUUGACGAAAACUUUACUGUUUACGAAGAGCUUGUGAAAAUGUGCAGUUUAAAAGGUACGACUACAGGAGAAGAUUUAUUUCACCAUGUGGAAAAAGCUCUGAACUCAUUGCAAUUAAGCUGGGAAAAGUUAACAAGUGUCACUACCGAUGGAGGCAAGAACAUGAGCGGUCAAAACAAAGGUGUUGUUGGGAGAAUCAUCAGCAAAGUGAAAGAUUCUGGAUCUACUGUGCCGUUGAUUUUCCACUGUAUUGUCCAUCAAGAGGCAUUGUGCUCCAAAGUUAUAUCCUGGAAAGAAAUAAUGGAUACUGUAACAUCCACUGUUAAUUAUAUAAGAAGAAAUGGACUCACUCACCGUCAGUUCCAAAAGUUUUUGGAAGAUCUGGAGGCUGAUUAUGGUGACGUGGUUUACUACUGUGAAGUGAGGUGGCUGAGUCGAGGUGCCGUUUUAGAACGGUUUUUUGAUUUGAGAAAAGAAAUUGGAAACUUCAUGGAGAUGAAAGGAAAGCCAGUGGAAGAGCUUACUAACAAACAGUGGAUUAUCGAUCUUGGUUUUUUAACUGAUUUGACUAAGGAACUGAACCAGCUCAACAAACGUUUGCAGGGAAAAAAUAAAUUGAUUUGCGACAUGUAUUCAGAUGUCAAGUCAUUUGAGAUGAAACUGAAACUGUUUAUCAAGCAUAUUGAUGAAAAAAAGCUUGACCAUUUUCCCAAUUGCAAGAAAGCCGUGGAAGAAGCUGGAAAUAACUUUGUGUGGGAAAAUAUCACAAUGAGAAAAGUGUUAGCACAACUACAAACUGAGUUUGUAAAUCGAUUCACCGAUUUUAAAAAGAGCUCCCUUAACAUGGAAAUAUUCCAAAACCCUUUUGGAAUUGAUGUUAGUGAGGUACCAAGCUACUUGCAAAUGAAUAUUGUAGAUUUGCAAAGUAAUAGCCAACUUAAAACUGCAUUUAAAGAAAGCACAGACUUGAUACAAUUCUAUGGAGGUUUGAGCUCUGAAAACUUCAAAGAAUUGAAAAAGUUUGCUCAGCAGAUAAUAACUAUGUUUGGUAGUACAUAUUUGUGUGAGCAGACUUUUUCAGUACUCAACUACCGCAAAAAUAAGAAUUGUUCGCGGUUAACGGAUGAACAUUUAGAAGCGAUACUGCACGUUUCUACUACUAAAAUGAAAGCAGACGUUAAAAAACUUACGGUCGCUACGUGCGGCCACUGCGGGGAGAGAGGCCACGUGCUGGGUGAAUGCACCAAAAAAGCUGAGCCGCCAAAAUGUGCAACCUGCCUCCACUUCAACAAGCCCUGCAAUCACAAGACGGGGGAUGCCGAAUGCCCAGCUAAGCUUAUAGCCCAGAAACGGUACAUUGCGUCAAUUAAUUAUGAAGACGUCUAA
Messenger RNA from Plutella xylostella (diamondback moth), 1443 nucleotides. Its product is annotated as general transcription factor II-I repeat domain-containing protein 2A-like. The record is from RefSeq and is a predicted model, not a curated record. Lineage: Eukaryota; Metazoa; Arthropoda; Insecta; Lepidoptera; Plutellidae.